AUGGCCCACCGAACGGAGACCACCCUCCUGGACAAGCUUCUCCUCCUACCACUGCUCGCAAAAGUCCUCAUUGCCGUCUUCUUCCGCGCAAUUUUGACACCGUUCAACACCGGCCCCAAAGGCAAUGGAACCAAAAAAGACCUCAUCUUCGUCGCCCUGCGAACUUUUCUCGGCGGCGUCAACUCCGCACAAGAACACUGGUUGAAUACCCUCCAGAUCACGGACCAGAACUACUUGGACUUUGCCAAAAAGCAGAAUUUCGAGCCGGAGACGAGCACGCUGGAGUCUGGUCUGAAGCUACACUGGCUGGGACCAAGGACGGCGAGCAGAGUCCUGCUGUAUUUCCACGGAGGUGGCUAUGCCAUGUCAUGUUCGCCGGGGCAUUUCCAAUGGCUGUUCGACUUGCAGAACGACAUUUCCAAGGACAUCAGUAUCGUUGUGCCAUCGUAUGCUGUCACUCCUGCGGCUCAGUAUCCUACUCAGCUGAAGCAGGCGGCCGAGGCGUUACAUUGGUUGAUCGAAAAGCAAGGUAGAAGUCCACGGGAGAUCGUCCUCGGGGGCGACUCGGCUGGAGGUAACCUGUGCAUGGCCCUUCUUAGCCACAUUCUCCACCCCCACCCGGACGCUAUCAAGAUCCACCUGCGACAACCCCUCGCCAGUGCAAUCCUGAUCAGUCCAUGGGUCAAAUUCGCUACCGAUGACCCCAGCUGGACGCGGAACGCAAGCACGGACAUGUUUGUACCCACAGCCGGACAUCGCUGGACGGAUUUAUUCCUCGGCUCCUCUCCCAAAGACAACUACAACGAGCCGAUCCGAGGGAACUCAGAGUGGUACUCCGAUCUCGACAAGAUCGUCAGCGAUGUCUUGAUCUGGGGCGGUGGCGGCGAGGUCUUGAUCGACUCGAUUCGAGACUUCAGCAAGACGAUCGAGGCGGCUCAUUCGAAGACUAAACUGGUCGUGGAACCCGGUGCGGGACAUGAGGAGUUCAUUUUCGAUGCGAACUUGGGGUAUAAGGUGAAGCCGGAGGGAACGAGGUUGGUGGAGAGUUGGAUUACCGAGAGGAUCUAGUGUUCGUUCGUGGACCGCCGUGAGUAUAACCCACAGCCCACUAUGUCAGUCCGACCGAGCAGACAUCAUGCACGCAGCCUUGCACCCAUCUUCUCGAAGACCGUGAUCCGGUUGUGGUCAAUCUCAACCUUUCCAUUCGUUGCUCGGAUCUCAUCCGAACUCAACCGACAGCUUUAGCAAGCGG
Zymoseptoria tritici IPO323 is the source of this 1252-nucleotide messenger RNA. RefSeq lists its product as uncharacterized. The record is from RefSeq and is a predicted model, not a curated record. The transcript has 4 exons. The coding region runs from base 1 to 1068 and encodes 355 amino acids. Lineage: Eukaryota; Fungi; Ascomycota; Dothideomycetes; Mycosphaerellales; Mycosphaerellaceae. Gene Ontology annotation, molecular function: hydrolase activity.